Messenger RNA from Colletotrichum orchidophilum, 1377 nucleotides. RefSeq lists its product as uncharacterized. The transcript has a single exon. NCBI's taxonomy places the organism in Eukaryota, Fungi, Ascomycota, Sordariomycetes, Glomerellales, Glomerellaceae. Bases 1 to 1377 code for a protein of 458 amino acids. Gene Ontology annotation, cellular component: mitochondrial small ribosomal subunit. Gene Ontology annotation, molecular function: structural constituent of ribosome. The record is from RefSeq and is a predicted model, not a curated record. Gene Ontology annotation, biological process: mitochondrial translational initiation.
AUGUCUGCCCGAAUGUCGCCCGGAGGGGCGCUCCUGAGAUCAUCUCGGAUGUUCUCUGUCCCCAACCCGCUUCCUCAACCCGGAGGCCAAGCCGCUGCGAUCGCUCGAUAUGCAUCCCCGACGGCGACCGCGCCUUAUCCCACGUACCAAUCCAUCACCACGACCGAAUCCUCGAGAGUCCUCGGUGACUGGGGCUUCAAACGAUCUCUACCUCUUCGAUCUACGACCAAGUCAUCAACUCCCGUUGUCCGUAUCAAGGAUAUUGACUGCUUUGAGAAUGUCACCGAUUACACCUCCGCCGCAGACCACACCUUAUCUCUUCAGAAGUUCCACGAGCUCAACCUACCCGUCUCACUACCUGGCUCCAACCGGUCACGUCUUGGUGGUGUUCACAUCGGAGCGAAAUCCGUUUUCGAAGAAGAUGGCGACUUUACGACAAUUGAGCCUGGCCGCGAGAACGAAGAUAAGAGGUGGAAGUUUAAAGGCCCUUGGCUGGCCGGUCUUACCGAGGGCGAAUUCAACGAGUACCUGCGCAGGGCCGUCCGCAACAAGCGACGAUUGUUCCGCGGCUUCUUGCGGGAGCGCAUCGCGUCCGACGAAACCACCAAACAGCAUCAAAAAUCCUUGGAGGCUGGAGAAGCCCAGCCUAAACGCAUUCUGGCUGGCGAGGUCACGAAGGAGCAACUCACAGAGUACAUUCGCAAGUUGCGUAACGACCGCAUCACAUUGUAUUCGCUUGUCAGCGAGUUCCUGGACCUCGCUCCCCUGAACCCGCCCAGUUCCUUGACCGAAUUCAACAAGACGACCGAGAAGACCAAGCGCCCCAGCAUGUACGCCGAGCAUGGUCCGCCGGCUUCUCACCCAUCGGGCGGUAUCUCAUACCUCCGCACAUCUAACUUUGCAGAGAACCACCCGGUAUACGGCCCUCAGGCGCACCAGACCCCCGUUUUGGCACGAAUCGUUUCCCCGAGAUCAGGAACAAACAACGCAAAGUUGGGUGUCGGAGGCUUCAUCACGGAUGUUCCCCAGGGUGACACAGCGUUCAACCACAGAGCUUUUGUUGGACGCCACAACAAGGUGGCUGGUGUUGUCACGUUCGACCCUGAUAUCAAGGGAGGCGCCAAGGCCUAUGUUUCGCCUACCUCGGCUCGCAUUGACUCGGCUGGUGGUGUCCAAAUCACGGUCGGUGAGGCCAAUGAAGAGGCUCAGCUCAUUCUGAAGGAGUUGGUAGGAAAGGCCAAGAUCUACAAUGACAAGACUGAACCAGAAGCACCCGCACCCUCCCGCAGAACAUUCAUCCGAAAUGUGCAGGUGAACAACCAAAAACCUGGUAUCAACGCUGUUGGUAGCUCCAGGAGCUACGGCCUUGACUCUUGA